Molecule: messenger RNA, 1206 nt
Organism: Topomyia yanbarensis
Lineage: Eukaryota; Metazoa; Arthropoda; Insecta; Diptera; Culicidae
Product: WD repeat-containing protein 91
Exons: 3
Coding region: 152-1135 (327 amino acids)
Biological process (GO): early endosome to late endosome transport
Cellular component (GO): late endosome membrane; extrinsic component of endosome membrane; early endosome membrane
Molecular function (GO): phosphatidylinositol 3-kinase regulator activity
Source: RefSeq, a predicted model, not a curated record
CCUUGAGUUUUGAUACGCCCACCUCUUGAAACUUGGAAAACAAAACAAAAUUUGAUUUGGAAUUGGAUUCGACGUUUAUAAUUUUAUUUUUUUUUGGUGAAACGUUGUGCAAUAUCAUUUUUUCGUUCAGAUUUUUUUCUCACUGGUGACAAUGGCCCACAUUCAAUACACGGACGGGUUGGUGCGCGAAUAUGUGCUCUUCCGGGGUUUUUCCAAUACGCUCAAAUCGUUCGAUACCGAGUUGAAAAAUGACAAAGACAAAAGCUUUCGUGUGGACAAAAUUAUUGAUCAGUUAAUGCAACUGAUCCAAACGCAAGAUCUGCAAGGCCUGCGCGAUUUAUGGGCUCAUAUGAACAAUCAUCUGUUCCGUAAUUUGGAACAUAGUUUCACUGGUGCUGUGAUGAAGUUGGAGCAGUCCAUUCUGAAAUUUUACUUGGUAAUUGCUUACAUGUCUAACAAACCGGACAAAAUAAAUGAAUUUUUCACCAAGCUAUCUUCAGAAUUAGUUUCUCAAAACGAAUGGAAGGAAUGGUUCUUUUUUCCGUUUUGCAAAAAUCCGGAAGAGCAUUCCGCGUUCGCCGUUUGCUUCACGAAACAGUGGCAGGAUACUCUGCUUAUUUCUUUACACAACUUUUUUUCCACAAUUUACCAGUGCAUGCCACAACCAACCAUCUCCAAAGUGGAAGCCGAAAGUAGUCUACUUCGGAAAUUGCAGGAAGAAAAUGCUCAACUUCGCUGUAAACUGCAGAAUAUCCAGCAGCAGGCUAUUGCCGCAUCAUCGGCUACCAGUACUACUCAUCAGUCCAGGUUGUCGACCUUCAACGAUCAAAAGUAUACCGUCGAUGGUAAAACGCGUUAUACCGUGCGGUCAGCCGGUACCGGACAGUCGCUCAACGACGUCAUUCCGUUCGACAUUCCUCCACCGACCCACAUCGUCGAUGAUUUCUACAUUAUUGCUCAGGAGUCGAACAACAUCGGCAAUGCAGCUGAAUCGCAGGCACGAGGAUUAAAGUCACUUAUCAAGAAUAUCAGCUCUGGCGGCAGUCCGGUAUUGGGUCGGAAGGAUACUGCGGCGGAGCGCCACAAGAAACGGUCCGGAAGCGUGGGUAGCCGAAGCAACUGGAUCCACAGUUAGUGUGGUAAGUGCAUGUUUUUCGUGUUAUUUAUUUAAUGGUUAAUAUUUGCCAAUAAAACUAUUUGGCUUUA